AUGGAGCAGGACCCUAAAAGUGCGAGUUUGAGUUUGGAUACAGAAGGUGUAUAUAUUUCACAUGGGAAAAAAAAUUGUGUGGAAAAAGUUGCCCUUGGUCUGAGUGGAGAGAGUGGGUGUAUUAUAAAAUCUAGAAUCCAAUAUUUAAUGAACCCAUUGAACUAUUUUUGUAUUAAACAGACCUGUUUUCUGCUUAUUUCUUCGACCCUUUCUUCUUGCCAAUCACGGUACAUUGAGAAGAGCUUGAGUAAAACCUUGGGAUUCACUGUAGCUUGAUAAUCACCUGAAGCCUGCGACAUCCAAGGCCUCCUCACUAAAAUAUCUGUCAAACUACCCUCUGUCGGAGGAUUAGUCAAUAUCGGAGGCGUCUACUGUUGCAACAAUCAACAAAAUCAUCAAAUUCACACCUUCAUAGAUAUAGAACAAGCUAAUAAAAAAAGAAUGAAAAUAGAAAAAAGAUAA
Molecule: messenger RNA, 462 nt
Organism: Medicago truncatula (barrel medic)
Lineage: Eukaryota; Viridiplantae; Streptophyta; Magnoliopsida; Fabales; Fabaceae
Exons: 3
Source: RefSeq, a predicted model, not a curated record